Messenger RNA from Parathielavia appendiculata, 2188 nucleotides. RefSeq lists its product as uncharacterized. Gene Ontology annotation, biological process: regulation of DNA-templated transcription; DNA replication-dependent chromatin disassembly; DNA damage response. The record is from RefSeq and is a predicted model, not a curated record. The coding region runs from base 98 to 1864 and encodes 588 amino acids. NCBI's taxonomy places the organism in Eukaryota, Fungi, Ascomycota, Sordariomycetes, Sordariales, Chaetomiaceae. Gene Ontology annotation, cellular component: nucleus. The transcript has a single exon. Gene Ontology annotation, molecular function: histone H3K56 acetyltransferase activity.
CUUCAAUUUACUUGUCGCGAUUCGCAAACGCGUUUCCUCUCGAUCACGGAGCUGUCCCAAUUGUCCGCACAUAGCUUACUCUCGCUCAGUUAUCGCCAUGUCGUCUUCCAAAUCAUCUAGUCCUAAACACGCCGUAAACAACAACACCGCAUCUGGCAGCGCCAAUUGCCUCCGCGACCGACUUGCAGCAAUUCUCCCCCAGGGCCACAAGUUCGGAAUCCACCACAUCUCGACGCCUCCAACACGAACCGAGCCCCUCUGCGCAGCCCCACCAGGUCAACGGCCGGACAAGACUUACAGGGAAAAUCAUUUUCUCGCCGUCUCGAUUUACCCUCGGGAGGGGACGGCUCCGUCCUUGAAACGAGCGUCGCCCGGUGCAGAACCCGCCAAGGAGGCGGACACCAGGAAACCGGCAUUGGUUUUCGCAAUUGAGGUUCUCAUAUUUACCACAGCCUACCAGACCACCCUCUUCGUCUCCAAAGCCGACUCGACCGGCUACCUCCAUCUACUCAACCUUCCGAAGGGCGCCCCAUCGCUCAUACGCCGGGUGUGCGCGACAUUCCUCGCGUACCUUCUCGACCACCGCCGGCGCAACCACGUCCAAUCGAUCGUCAAUCUGUUUGCUCGCGCACAAGCACAAUACCUGUUCCCCGGGAGUGUCCGCAACAAGGGGAAACACGUCUUGGACGAUAGAGGCCUUGUUCGCUGGUGGUGCAAGACCCUGAACCCGCUUAUGGAGGGGCUGAGCAGGGAGCCAUGGGCCAGCACCAAGGCUUACCUGCUUGUGCCUGGGCUGGAAGAGGGGGAAUCACGGGCCUUCAUACCGCGGACAACAGCGAGCCUGGCGAAUUGGGUCGUCGGUCAUCCCCUCGAACGCAUCUCCCACUACACUGGCGAGUUUGACUGGGUUCCUCCACGAUGUCUCAUCCCUAGCUAUCCAGACGAUCCGAAAUCGCGAUUCCGUGACGAGCUCGACGAGGAAAUUUCCAAACGCAAGCGGGACAUUGGAGCUUGGAAGAGCGUCAAGUCGCUGGAGCAGUUUUGGGAUAUGAUGGCCUUCCGUCAGGAGUGCUCCAGCGGCCGCAUGACCGGAUUCGUGUGGCUGGUUUUCGAUUCCAACCAGCCAUCCUCAAGCUCGGCAGCCCCUCCAGCAACCGACCUUGCGACCCCCAGCACCUCUUUUAGCUCCUCUUUGCCUUCGUCCAUGCCUGCAACUCCGCCUCGACGUCGCGGCGACAUCUCAUCCUAUACGCCCCGAUCAACCCCCGUCAAGGCUGCUGCUGCACCGCCAUCACCGCCACCCAAAGUCUCCAGAAAGAAAGCAAAGAAGAAGCUGUCGGGCCCCGUCGUGCCGCGCGCGCCAAAGGUCAAGACACAUGCGCGCAGUUACCUCGUCGACCGACCCACCGCAACGGCAUACUAUUACUGGCCACCAGAGGGGCGCGGAGACAAGAUGGUGGACGAAGCAGCAUACAAGCGCAUUGUCGAGUUGCUUCUCCACUUGGACUUUUCGACCAUCGACAAGGCCAUUGGCAGUUCUCGGCGAUGGCUCGACGAAGCCGGCAUGGGUGAGGGGGCGGAAGGGGGUACCGUCGGCCGGGCAAUCAUUUCCGACUCGCUGGGAGUCAGCGGGCCCCCGCCCAGUGCCACUGGCAGCAGCGUGAUAAACCUGACUGGGCUGAUCAGGAGGAAGAAGGCGUCCGAGUCGUCCGACACCGGUGCAACUCACAACCAGAACUCGCCGUUAAAGGUUUUGAAUGGACUCCCUGCCGAGCCACAACAGGUAAAUAUUCUUGGCGCCAAUCUGGUGCGGAAGAAGAAGGAUGUCGCAGGUUUAGAUAGCGCGGGAACUUCGAGUAGGUGAUAUCCAGGCCGGCCGGUGGUGCCAAGCAUGGUUCGUCGAUGUUUCCUCGAGCCGCUCAUGGGUUCUCAGAUCGCGAUCACCGGCUUCUACACGAAAACAGACGUACCUUAUGGAGGGUGACAGGGCACACUUUGGAUACCACCCCUUUCGGGUCAUACCCUGCCAUCAACGGCCGAAAACCAAAGCGACGUCGAUUGGGUUCUGAUACAGGGUAUUCCUCUUGGGUUCGUACAAGUGCGAUGAACUAUGCGCGCCUAGCUGACUGAUUAUUUACCGAUGGAUACAAGCGCGGUGUCAAUGCAAAUAACAUCACAAUGUUCAAAC